Theobroma umbraticum is the source of this 971-nucleotide messenger RNA. RefSeq names its product basic helix-loop-helix protein 100 (gene BHLH100). NCBI's taxonomy places the organism in Eukaryota, Viridiplantae, Streptophyta, Magnoliopsida, Malvales, Malvaceae. Gene Ontology annotation, biological process: regulation of transcription by RNA polymerase II. Gene Ontology annotation, molecular function: protein dimerization activity; RNA polymerase II transcription regulatory region sequence-specific DNA binding; DNA-binding transcription factor activity, RNA polymerase II-specific. Gene Ontology annotation, cellular component: RNA polymerase II transcription regulator complex. The record is from RefSeq and is a predicted model, not a curated record.
AAUACCAAAAAAUAGACAAGCAUGUGUGCAUUAACCCCCUUUCCAGUGUGUGAGUGGCCCUUGGAUGCUCCCAUCAACCACAUUGAACAGAUCAGCUACGCCGAAGGCUUUGAGGACUUCCAUCAUUUCACCUCAACCCUGCCUCCAAUCGAACUUGAUGGCUCUCCAUCAUUCUCGGGAGAUAGUGGUAAUAACCCCAUCGUCCUCAGGAAGCUUAACCACAACGCCAGGGAGCGUGAUCGACGGAAGAAGAUAAACAGUUUGUACACCUCUCUUCGUUCACUGCUUCCACUCUCUGAGCAAACGAAGAGGUUAAGCAUUCCAGCGACAAUUUCACGAGUUUUGAAAUAUAUACCAGAGCUACAAGCGCAUGUGGAGAGACUGGCUCAAAGGAAAGAAGAAAUUCUGUCGAGGCAAGAUGAGUUUAGUUGUGAUCAAGACAACAAAAGGGAAGGCAGCUCUCCGUUCGCUAUGUCAGUAAGUCGGGUAAGCGAAAGAGAGGUUGUGGUUCAGAUUUCAACAUUUCGGGCCUUUGAGACCCCAUUGUCUCGCGUGUUGUUUAAUUUAGAAGAGGAUGGUCUAUUUCUAACGGAGGCCUCUUGCUUUGAGUCUUUUGGAGGAAGAGUGUUUUACAACUUACAUUUUCAGGUGGAAAGAACGUAUAAUUUGGAAGGAGUGGUUUUGAACGAGAAGCUUUCGUCGUUGUAUGAGAAAAGGAAAUAAUUGAUUGCAUGACUAGCUAGUUCCAUUGAUCCAUGAAAUAGUCGUAUAACCUCUUGCUUGGCAUGAGCGAAAUGUACCCUAACCGUAGCUUGACUUUCUUAGCUUUUCCUACUAAUGGCAUAUGGCAUGCAUUUCUAUGUAAUUAAAUGUAUACAUAUCCGUUUUCUUGGAUUAAAUUACCCUGUAGAAUUGAUUUGUAAACCACUUUAUCAAAGCUUUCUAACACUUCAAGGAAUGGUUAGGGAACA